CUUCUGUCUCGGCAACUCCAUCGCCCUGCUCGGCUGCUGGUCUCCUCCUCCUCCUCUCCCAUCGGCCCUCUCCUGGCCUGCUUCUUCCCCCCCCCAUGGCAGGCCGAUCAUCUGCCUCGGUAGCGCCGUCUCGUCGUUCGGGAGCAGGGCCGUCGCUGCUGCUGCUGCUGCUCCUCGCCGUGCUCGCCUUCGUCCCUGUCUCGCUCCAGCUCGGGAUGGAAAACACCUCCGACUGCGAGUUCGAGUGCAGUGCCGUGCUCGACUUCCCCCUCUGCACGUCGCUCAACUUUGGCUUCUGGUGUGCCUAUCCGGCGCAUAGCGGAUGCCCCUUCGAAGUCAGCGGAUGCAACUGCCGAUGCGGCUGCUACGACAUGACCGGCGAGGACCGCACACCCUCCAACUGCCAGCUCCCGCACACCUCGGUCUCGUCCCAGAACAACGGCGGGCAUCCCACCGCAUCCGUCGAUCCCAUCUCCAGCGCUGCUCCUCCUCCGAUUGUCCCCGAUCUGUCUACCUCGACCCGACCCUCGACAGCGACCGCUGCCACUGCAUCGGGACGGACUUUGUCCCCGCAGUCCCAGUCGGCGGCUCCAAGAGCGACGACCACUGACAACCCGGGGCCAGCUCCAACCGGCACCGAAGUCGAUUCAGGGCCGGUGAUGCCCAACCGCCCGUCGCUCCACAACACCGAUGCGGCCAUCACGGCCAUCAAAACCAAUGCCACGGCAGCAUCGCCCACCAACGACCCCACCGACCCCAACUCUCUCAAAGACAGCCCAACCAAGAACAUCCCGCUGGUCGUCGUCGGGGCAUUGCUGCUUGCCGGUGCCGUCGUGGGUGCCGUUGUUCUUGGGGUCACCCGAGCAAAGUUGCAUCGCAGCCCAUCGACGACGAAUCUGCAUGCAUCCAUGAUGUCCAACGCGACCUCAAUCGAGCUGCUCGGCCCUCAUCCUCAGCUUCCAGUCCCCAGCUUCAUCGGCGCCAGCAUCCCGCUUUCGUAUCCUCCAGCGCUGCUGUCGCUGCCGAGACCUGCUUUCCCCGAGCGGCGGUCCUCAUCCAUCGUACCCGAUCCUGAAAGUGUCGCCAAGCUUCCGCCCAUGCGGCCCAUCGUGCAGAUACCACUGCCGCUCAAGCUGCUAUCGCAAGGGAACGAGCGGCCCCUCACUCGCCAGAACAUCCUGAACCGGAAGGAGCCGCUUACAUCUCCCCUGGGACAGACGUACUUUACGGCGUCGGACUGCGAGUCCAUUUCGACGAUGCGGUCGUCGCUUCAAAGCUCGGCGGCAUCGAUCCGAUCGACCGACCGCCGAAGCACGCUGUCGCUUGUGCUGCCUCGGGAUCCUGCCGGCAUUCUGACGGGCGACGAGUCACCCGAGUCCGACCAACUCUCUGGUUCGCAAGUUCCUCGACGGCACUCCCUGCCUUCCGACUUUUUCCCACAAUAGAUAUCCCGGUCUUCUCGCGCUGUUCCUUCCCUCCCCCUCCUUCCCCGUCCACCUUGUCUAUCAAUCUCUCCUCCCCCCUCCCCUCCUAUCUGUCCAUGUACUAAAACCUAGCUAUGUCAGCCCUUUGCGAGAGCACUCAAGCUUUCACACAGCCGUCGCCCCCUCCCAUUACCUACUGUCUUUGCCCAGAACACCGGCGUGUCUAUCUCUAAUGACGAAUACAACACCCCCGCUGCUGGGGAGUCUAUGACCCUGCA
Polychytrium aggregatum is the source of this 1702-nucleotide messenger RNA. RefSeq lists its product as uncharacterized. The transcript is spliced from 3 exons. NCBI's taxonomy places the organism in Eukaryota, Fungi, Chytridiomycota, Chytridiomycetes, Polychytriales. Bases 96 to 1445 code for a protein of 449 amino acids. The record is from RefSeq and is a predicted model, not a curated record.